Molecule: messenger RNA, 6316 nt
Organism: Ornithorhynchus anatinus (platypus)
Lineage: Eukaryota; Metazoa; Chordata; Mammalia; Monotremata; Ornithorhynchidae
Gene: GASK1B
Product: golgi associated kinase 1B
Exons: 5
Coding region: 1-1281 (426 amino acids)
Cellular component (GO): Golgi apparatus
Source: RefSeq, a predicted model, not a curated record
AUGAGCGCCUGCCGCUGCCCCCGCGGGCCCCGCGCCCGGAGGCCGCCGGCGCUGCUGCUGCCGCUGGCCGCCGCCUGCGCCCUGUCCCUGGCCUCCCUGCUCGGCCUGCUGGCUCCGCCCCCGCCGCCCCCCGACGUCAUCUACAUCACCCUGCGCGCACAGCGCCGCCGUCCGGCCGACCUGCGCGCCUCCGUCAAGCCCAAGCUCCGGCCCAAGCCGUUGGUGGCGGCGGGCGGCGGCGGCGGCGGCGGCGCCCCCCGGAGGCCGUGGCGGGAACGGCGAGGGCGGGAGAGCGGCAUCCGCCUCUACAGCCGGAGCGCCCCCUCGUGGCUGAGCGGCGACGACAUGGCGGGGCUGCGCCUGCUGGCCGACGCGGCGGUGGGGCGGACGCGGGCGUGGGGCGGGGCGGGGCCCGGGGGAGCCGGGGGAGCCGGGCGGGCCGGGACGGUCCUGGCCGAGCUGGGCGCGGGGUCGGGGCCCGGACCCACGCCCUGCCGCCCCGCGCGGGGCCCCUGCGCCCUCUUCAAGCGGCCCCUCGACGCCAGCGAGGUCUUCGCCUUCCACCUCGACCGCAUCCUGGGGCUCAACAGGACCCUGCCGUCCGUCAGCAGGAAGGCGCCCUUCGCCCCAGAUGGACACCCGUGUCCUGUCGUUCUCUGGGACCCCUCAUUAUCUCCAACCAAUAAUGGGACUCACUCUUCCAUCCAUCUCACCUGGGGCGCUUAUCAGCAGUUGCUGAAGCAGAAAUGUUGGAAAAACGGCAAAGUUCCCAAAGCCGAAUGGGGCUGUACAGAAAUACAUCACGACGAAUGGUCCAAGAUGGCCCUCUUUGAUUUUCUACUACAGGUCUAUGGUCGAUUAGAUAGCCACUGCUGUGGAUUCAAACCUCGCAAGGAGGAUACAUGUGUUCAGGAAGGACUGAAGCUGAAAUGCGAUGCCGAAAACUCCGUGCCACUGAUGCACAUCAUUCACAGAAAGAAUGACCGGAGGCAUUUGGUUUUUACGAACAAUAAGGGCUUCUUUGAUAGAAGCGAAGAUAAUUUAAAUUUCAAGUUAUUGGAAGGGAUCAAAGAGUUUCCUGAAUCUGCAGUUUCUGUUCUGAAGAGUCAGCACUUAAGAGAGAAACUCCUUCAGUCGUUGUUUCUUGACAGAGUUUACUGGGAAAGCCAAGGAGGUCGACAAGGAAUUGAAAAACUUAUUGAUGUGAUAGAACAGAGGGCCAAAAUUCUUCUUACUUACAUUAAUGCACAUGGAGCCAAAGUAUUACCAAUGAAUGAAUGAGAGCUUUAGCAUUUAAUGAAGUAUUAAUUUUAUUCAUAUAUUUUAGACAGGAUCAUGUACUAUUAAUCAGACUGUUGUAGGAAUAUUCUUAAAAACAUUCUGUCACCACUGAAAACAUCUGACUUUUCUCUGAGAUAGCCUCCAUGCAUUUUUUAUUAUCAUUACCGAUAGAAUGGGGAUAUCUAUGGUCAGAACUUCAACACUGGCAAAAUGAGGCUUACAUUUUGCAAAAUCUCCAGGGAACAUAAUGCAUCUCUAUAGUUUUGAUGGGUUAUUUGCACAAAAGUCACCACAAUCUCUAUUGUCAAUAUAAAUUUUUCACUGUGUCUUUGACAAGGCUCUAGGUUUUCAGGAAAUACCUUUCAUUGUUAGUCUAUAAACGGCAUUAAUUUGACAGUAAUUCAUAUUCUACAACACUCCCUCCAUGGAGAUUGAAAUUCUGUCCAGUUAAUUUUGGUGCAGAGCAGUUUCAAGCUAAAAAUCACAGAAUAUAGGAAGAAACAAUACACUAAACUUGAUUUCCUUUCAGAAGUUAGAAAUUAUGACAAACAUCAUUUUUAUGAGGGAGAUUAAAUAUUUCAUUAUUAUAACAUAAUUUCUUCAAAUGUGUUCUUGGUGCUUAGAAAUAAUAUGACCUAGGUUUGAAAGGAAUAAUCACACCUGAACAACCUCAGGAUCACUUUCCAUGUUUAGUUAAAGCUGAUUUUGAUUCUGUGGUAUUUUCACCUUGGGACCACUGAUUGGGGAAAACUCAUGAAAGGCAACUUUAACUAAACCUAAAACAAGCAUAGGAAGCGAUGUCAUUCUCUCCUCACAUCAAUUCCCCAUUACUUGGGAACAGUGGAGUUUAGUUGCUACACCCAGCUCAUUAUCUUGGGCUUCAUUGUGUAAUUGAAAACUCCAAAGGGUAUUUUGGGUAAAAUAGCUAUUUCUAUCAAUAUUCCAAACUCUGUGCUCCAACCCCAGGCUAAUCUUUUAAAUUUCACUUCUCAAAUUAAAAGUCUCAGUUUAGUUAAAAAAUGUUCAUUGAGGUGACUUCCAUCUCCUCCCAUUGCUUUCCCUUUUUGUUAAAGUAUAUAACAUUUGUAACUUUGGGUGGAGAAUAUUUAAUAACCAGAUAAUUGCAUUAGAAAACAUUAGAAAAUUAGGAAAAUUAUUAUUUUAAGAUUUUGAUUUUAAUUUCAAAUAUAGUAUCCAACAAAAUGCAGUAAGUGCAAGGUCACUUUAACUUCACAUUCAUGACAUUAUAUAGAACUCACCUUCCUACUUGGUGUCUGGUAAAUGUAGUCAUAUUUGUUUCCUAUUACAGUUGAGCAUUUAAAAUUAAAUAUAAAUUUGAAGAUUUCCUGUGUACUUCAGCCCAGUUGGUUCUAUUACUGCUCUUUAAUUAGCGUAGCUUGUUUAUGAAUAAUGAAUUGCCAGUGGCCAAGCCCUUGAUCUUAGAAACUAAUGCUCAUUUUUUUCCUUCAUAAAAGCAAAAAAAUGUAUUAAUAAUGAGAAAACUGUAUGAAUUUCAAUACACUUAGAUCUGCCUGACUUCCCAACUGCACAAUCCAUGGUUUAUUUAUAAAUUCAUGCAUCUGAACAGAAUAUAUUACCUCAACAGACACGGGAAGAUUUGUUCCUAAGACAUUCUACUUCCUUUAGACUUUUACAUUGCAAAAGACUAACAACCUCAACAAAAUCUAGAAUAAAAUAGACUUGUUAUUAAAAACAAGUGUUGUUUAUUCUAUGAAAGAAUUCAUACCUUCAAAUUUCUAGGUCAGUGCUUUCUACCAUUAGUGUGGCUGUAUGCAAAGAUGCUUAUUUUUGAACAGUGUGGAGGGAUGCUUACUAUAUUUUAUUCACAAAAAAUCGUUAUUGGCCAUCCAAAUAUUGGUAUAAGGAUAUACUUUUAUAUAAAUCAAUCCUUCAUUAUGCAACCACUUUUUACAAAGGGAAUGGGAAAGUUACGUAGAAUAAAUGUGCUAGAGCUUUUAAAGCAUGCUAAGUAUUUAAUGGCGGUUAUUUAAAAGGAAAUCAAAAGUGGAAGGAGCUGUCAUAAUUACAAGCUUGAUUUUCCCAUCAGUUAAUAUUUACUGAGUAUUUGGUGCUAAAGGAAAAAUAAGUUGUGGAAGCUACUUGCCGUCUACAGUAGGGUUUGCAUUUAACUAUUGCACUUUAAAAAUAUGUUGGGGGCUAUUAUGAGAUGGAUGCAUCUAAUUAAUACCUUCAAUCUGGUACUGUUUCUACUCUAUUCAGUGACCUAUUAGGUGUAUUGAAAUGCAGCAAGUCAUGACAGUAUCAGAGUAAAUUCAUGUUUGAAAUAGUCCAUGAGGCAUGAGGCAAAGUGAGAUAUGAAUUUAUGGUCAGAAAGUUCUUAGUUUGGUAUCAAGCUACAAGUGUAAGCUCAAAGAAAGCUAGGAUUUUUAGACUAUGGAAAUCAUUAACUCCAGAAUGUGGUUUUAGGCUCCAUUAGAUUGACCAAUUUGACUGGGACCUAAGGAGUUGAUUUUUCUGGCUUCAACCAAUCAAUCAAUCAAUCAAUCAUAUUUAUUGAGUGCUUAUUAUAUGUGUGCAGAGCACUGUAGUAAGUGCUUAUAAUGCAGGGAUUGGGCUUGACUUCUGGAAGCUGAUGGCUUGCAUUCUAGACGUGCCAUAGGAGAGCAAGCAGUCCCCAAAUGUAUAGGGUUCCUCCAAAGUUUUAUGGGUCCCAAGAAGUCCAAAAGAAACCAUUCCACCCCUAACACCCUCUUUAAUCCUAUCUGAACCUUUCUCCAGUUCUAUAGAAGAAUUAUGAAGCUGAAACUCAUUCAAACAUAAAGAGGCAUCCUAAGCCUACUUGAAUCUCUUUAGAGGCUGAGGUGGGGACAGUUCCUAUAGACUGUAGUUAGUUGCAACCACAACAGAGAGCGGCAGUGGAUUAUUUUUCCAUGAUGAUAGACCUAACCCACAGGCUGCAUUAACAGAAGCACUGUUGGACACCCAACGAAACAACCCAUUUCAGAGAUUUCAUAGCCUAUAAAUAUGAAACAAGGUGGAAUAGCUGCAUAGCCUUAAAAUCAAUUCCCUAUAUGUAUAUAUCCUAGUGUAUUAAUCCUAUUUCUGAAAUAUCAAGGAGGAGGUAAUUACUUGAGACAGAUGGCCUUUCUGAGGCAAUUUGGUAAUUGUCUUUCUGAGUUCAUGAGAACAAGCUUCUCACAGAAUCACACAGAAACCCGGUCCAAGUCCGUGCAUGAGAAUUAUGCAGAGUUAACAUUUCUUUUUCCGAAUUUUGGUACGUUGGCGUCAGUUUUGGACAAGAGCUAAAUGGAUUCCAAUUUCCUUUCUAUAGCUGGCUGAAUGGGAGAAUCACUGUAGCUAUCCCCAUCAUUGUACUCUCCCAAGUGCUUAGUACAGUGCUAUGUGCACAGUAAGUGCUUGAUAAAUAUGAUUCAUAAAUGAAAAUAAAUAAAUAAUUGUUGAUAGAAUGUCAUCUACUUCCAGGCUACGCAUGAUUAGUAGAAGAACUGUGCCUAUUUUGAGUGAGACAUAGCUUUCCCCUCUCCAAGUGUAUUUAAGAGUACAGUACUUGAACAAAACAAUCACUGUCAAUCUUCCCUAGCAACACUGUCUGUCUGCCCCCAAUUCAUCCUUGGACAUAGCCACUCUGGGGGCUGCUUGACCCCCAAAUUUUAUGGGGUUGUGCCACACUCCCCACUUCUUAUCCCCAGACAGGAAACUCUACCCACAACAAUUGUAUCCCUUAAGCACUUUGAUUCUCUCCCCGCCCUCUGCUUCAAUUCACCCAUAAGCAUUUUCAUACUUUGACACCCUUGUCCAGUCCCAGGCACUUAUCCUUAUUUUCUGGUUCUUCUCUUAUCUGUUAUUUAUUUAAUGUCUGCCUCCCUGACUAGACUGUAAGCCUAAAUUCCAUUGAUAACUGCAAGAAAUAGUCAUUAACUUUUCUGUACCUCAUUUCCUCAUCUGUCAAAUGAGGAUUGUAUACCUGUUCUUCCUCCUAUUUAGACUGUGAACCCCAUGUGGGACAGGACCUGUGUCCCGCCUGACUAUCUUGUUUCUAUGCCAGAGCUUAGUACAGUGUUUGGUACAGAAUAAGAGCUUAACAAGUACCAUUAUUAUCAUUAUUAUCAUUAUUAUCAUUUCUAGUCACCAAUUUAUUUUCUCUUUUAUCUAAUAAUUAUAUAUAAGGUGGCUAAUAUUUUGCAAAGAAUUAAUUAUAAAUGUACAAUGUUUUGAAAGUGUUGUCUGGGGAACCCAACCACUCAUCCACAGAAAUCCACUUGAUAUGCCUGAACUAAAUGGUUUCUUAGGAACUCCAAAAUGUUAGUGUGACUCUGGGUCUCCUAAUUUACUACUAGGGCAAUCUAGUCACUGAUUUUUCUUCAAAGAUGCAUGUUUCAGUGCGUCAUUCAUUUACCUUCCCUAAUAUUUUUAAAGUCUGUUUUUUACUGAUACUUGAUGGACCAUAACGUCACUUCUGUUCCUGUGUAUGUUGGACAUAGAUUGUGGAUUUUUUUCAUGAAUGUUGCAGUUAAGAUUAUUUUUUUUAGAAGUACUGUUUGACAUUUAUUUUAACUAUUGCCUCCUCUGGUUUGCUGAAGCUGAUUAUUUGUUAAAAAAACAAAAAACAACUUACUGGAUGACUAGACUUUUCGUUGAAAACAUUUCCUGACAUUUAGUACAGAAAGCUGUAACUCUUUCCCACUAAGCUUGUAUAUUCACAGGGAAGACUGUUAGAAUUGCUGUGCUCACUAUUCAUCUGUCCCGUGGCCUACUCUGCCAUAAUCAGUCAAUCAAUCCAUCAGUGUGCUAAGCACUGAACUAAAAUACUUGAGAGAGUAAAAAAGACUUGAUACACAUGAUCCCUUUUAGUCAUGAAAACCCCACAUCCUUCAUCAUAAGUAUGUAUUGUCACAGAGGACAGACAGUGGCAAUGUUUUCAUGUUCUUUCUUUCUCAACAUAAAAAUUCACAUUCUAAGGGAAAAAAGUGGGAGAAAACCACAACUUUUCAAUAGCAGUACAGCUGAUUAAAGUAUCAGUAUUUUUAAAAUA